Molecule: messenger RNA, 897 nt
Organism: Sclerotinia borealis F-4128
Lineage: Eukaryota; Fungi; Ascomycota; Leotiomycetes; Helotiales; Sclerotiniaceae
Source: the annotation of a GenBank genome assembly
AUGACUACCGCCGCCAAGCUUCGCACUCUUCUAGCUAAUCAGGAUGAAAUUAUUGUUUGUCCAGGUGUAUACGAUGGCUUCACCGCACGUCUUGCACUCAAUGCAGGAUUCAAAACUUUAUACAUGACAGGUGCGGGAACAACUAUGUCCUGUCUUGGUAUCGCGGAUCUAGGAGUCGCCACCAUGAAUGAUAUGCGAGACAAUGCAUCCAUGAUAGCCAAUAUCGAUCCCACUACUCCGUUGAUUGCCGAUGCUGAUACUGGAUACGGAGGCCCCUUAAUGGUAUCUCGUACCGUCGCCUCCUACAUUUCCGCAGGUGUGGCUGCCAUGCACAUCGAAGAUCAAGUGGUCAAUAAACGCUGCGGUCACCUGCGCAACAAAGAACUUGUUCCCCUCGCCGAAUACACCUCAAGAAUCAGGGCCGCGGCUCUCAAACGCGAGGAAUUACACCGGGAUAUUGUGAUUAUCGCGCGAACCGAUGCGUUAGCCGAUCAAGGCUAUGAUGAAGCGGUCACGCGUUUACAUGCAGCAGUGGAUGCGGGUGCCGAUGUGGUAUUUUUAGAGGGCGUAAGGAAUGUAGAGGAAGCGAAGAGGGUUUGUGCCGAGUUUGGAGAAAAGGGGGUCCCAUGUUUGUAUAAUUGUGUACCAGGUGGUAUGAGUCCGAUACUGAGUGUGAAGGAGGCCACUGAGUGUGGGUAUAGAUUGAUUAUUACACCUACGUUGGCGCUCGGAGCUGUCUAUGAAAGUGUAGGAAAGGCAUAUAAAGAACUUUUGGAAGAGGGAAACACUAAGGGGAAUGGGGUGGCGGUGAGAGAUCUUUUUGAUAGUUGUGGGUUGAAGGAAGCGACAGAGUUUGAUGUUAAAGCUGGGGGAAAGCUUUAUGAAAAUGGUAUAUGA